AUGCAUUGCUUUUUUGCUGAGCUGGAACCGUCUAUUCCCGUCACGGAACAAAACCUGGCAGACCGAGUUCGGUACACCAUGCGCUCGAAAAUAUUUCAUGAUGCCGAGCUCGAACGACUACGACGUGAGGCCAUUACCUCAUCGAAUGAAUUGGCUACGGCUCGGGAUGCGGCUCCUCAGCCGACAGACCAGCAUCCACGCGUGGAAGCCGCCAUGGAUCUUUCAGUCGUGGCUGAUUCGGACGAUGAUCAAAUGGUCUCCCACGAACUAGAGCAAAUAAGGAGUAUAUUGGAAGAGGCGAUUUUGGAAACGCGCAGCAUGCCUCUCGAAAAUCGACCGAACGCGACUUCCCCGCAUACUAAGAAGAAAUCGGGCUAUCGUGGGGCUCUUACCCAUGCUGGUAACCUGUUUUGA
Parnassius apollo (apollo) is the source of this 414-nucleotide messenger RNA. Lineage: Eukaryota; Metazoa; Arthropoda; Insecta; Lepidoptera; Papilionidae. The record is from the annotation of a GenBank genome assembly.